Molecule: messenger RNA, 1121 nt
Organism: Oryza brachyantha (malo sina)
Lineage: Eukaryota; Viridiplantae; Streptophyta; Magnoliopsida; Poales; Poaceae
Product: flavonol 3-sulfotransferase-like
Exons: 2
Coding region: 1-1029 (342 amino acids)
Biological process (GO): sulfation
Cellular component (GO): cytoplasm
Molecular function (GO): sulfotransferase activity
Source: RefSeq, a predicted model, not a curated record
AUGGGGCCAGUGCCAUUGCCGUUCAACAGCGACAACGCCGGCGGCGACGACGUGCCGGCGGUGGAUCCAGGCCUGCUGGAGGAGUACGAGAGCAUCAUCUCCUCGCUGCCGAGCAACCCCAAGCAGCGGCUGCGGUGCUACCAGGGCGCGUGGGUGCAGAGCUCGUGGGUUCCGGGGAUCAUCGCCAUCCAGCGCGGCCGCGGCUUCGCGCCGCGCCGCGGCGACGUCGUCCUCGCGAGCCCGCCCAAGUGCGGCACCACGUGGCUCAAGGCGCUCGCCUUCGCCACCAUGGCGCGCCGCGCGCACCCUCCCGCGGCCGACGAGCGCCGCCGCCGUCAUCCGCUCCUCCGCCUCAACCCGCACGACUGCGUCCCGUUCAUGGAGAAGCUGUUCGCCGCCGGGCUGGGGAGCAGGAUGGACGCGCUGCCGUCGCCGAGGCUCAUGGCCACGCACAUGCACCACUCCAUCCUCCCCGCCUCCAUCGCCGGCAACCCCGGCGGCAAAAUCAUCUACAUAUGCAGGGAUCCAAAGGACAUGCUGGUCUCCAUGUGGCACUUCGCCAGAAGAAUCCUGCCGGAGCUUCCAUUCGCCGACGUGUUCGAGCUCGCCUGCGAGGGGCGCUGCCUGAGCGGGCCCAUCUGGGACCACAUCCUCGGCUACUGGAACGCGAGCAAGGCGAGCCCGGAGACGGUGCUGUUCCUGAGGUACGAGGAGAUGCUGCGCGACCCCAUCGACGGCGUCAGGAGGCUGGCCCGGUUCGUCGGGCAGCCGUUCUCGGCCGCCGAGGAGGACGCCGGCGUCGCGGAGGACAUCGUCGGGCUGUGCAGCUUCGACAAGAUGAGAAACCUGGAGGUCAACGUGCCGCCGCCGCCGGCGGCUGUACAGUACGGCGGCAGGUUCGCGAACGACUCGUUCUUCAGGAGAGGGGUUGCGGGAGAUUGGGUGAACCAUAUGACACCGGAGAUGGCAGCACGUCUCGACGCCAUCAUGGAAGAGAAGCUUAAUGGAUCAGGCCUCUCUUUCUCCUGAUCUGGAUGGUUGUUUAUAUAUACUUCUCAUAAUUCAUAAAUAAACACCCCUAUCUUUUUAUUCAUGAUUAUUAAGUUUCGACUUGUAAUCGA